UCCAGCCUCCUCACGUGAUAACGCCCGGCGCCGCCGCCGCCGCCGCCGGUGCCGGCGAGCUGCUGGGCGGAGCUGCUGGCGCAAUCCAGAGGGGAGGAGCGGAGCCGACCGACGUGGAUGUCCCCCGUGGCCUACCGGUACCAGGCCCUCAAGGAAGCCCUAGCCGCCGCCAUCUCCGGCCGCGGCGACCUCCGUCGCCCCCACGCGCUCGCCGUGGUCUCUGGCCUCGCCUCCAACGGCUACCUCGCGUCCCUCCUCGUCUCCCGCUACUUCCGCCUCGGGGACGCCGGCGCCGCCCGGAAGGGGUUCGACGCGGCGGCGAGGCUCCCUUCCACCUGCUCCGCCGCCGUCGCGCCGCCACCCAAGACUCUCCUCUACAAUGCCAUGCUCCGCGGGUACCUCGCGCACGGCCUGCCGCGGAUGGCGGUGGGGGUCUUCGCGGAGAUGGGGGCGUGCCCGCCCGACCGCCACACAUACCACCUCGCCGUGGAGGCGUGCGCGCGCGCGUCGGAGUUCGAGGUCGGGCGGCGUGUCGGGGCGGACGCGGCUGCGAAGGGGUUCGCGUCCGACCUGCUCGUCGCGACGGCACUGAUCGGGAUGCAUGCUGAAGACGGUGAUAUCGGGGCCGCUCGUGUAGUGUUUGAUGAAAUGCCGCGACGGGAUGCUGUGGCGUGGAAUGCGGUGAUUGCUGGUUACGCCCGUGGAGGAAACCUGAGCGAGGCCGUCGAGCUGUUUAUCAGGAUGAGGUCCGUGGAUGGCGUGCUCCCGACCGAGGCGACACUGGUGAGCCUGGUUUCUGGUUAUGCAAGUUUUGGUUCUUCGAAGGGCCAUGGUAUGAUGCACGCCAUUGUGAUCAAGUACGGUUUCCAACUCAAUCUCUUUGUUUGCAAUGCUCUCCUGGAUCUGUAUGUUGCGUUUGGCUGUUUGAGAGAGUCUGUGAUGUUGUUUCGUCAGAUGGCUGUGAAAGAUUCUGUCACUUGGAGUGCGAUGAUUGGUGGGCUUGUUCGGAAUGGACGGCCCGAUUCUGCUCUGAAGCUUUUCCAUUGGAUGCUGUCAAAUUCGACAAUUUUGGUCACUAGGUCUAUUUUGCUCAAUGUGAUUAUGGCCUGCGCUGAUUUGGGGGAGUGGAGAGAAGGAAGAUGGGUUGAAGAGCGCUAUGUGUGCUGUAACAGCUUUGAAUUCAAGAAAGAUCCCUCUGUGGUAACAGCAUUGAUAUAUAUGUAUGCGAAGUGUGGAAUAUUAGAUUCGUCAAUCAGUCUUAUAUAUAGGGUUGGAGAAGUUAGAGAUGAUGUAAUUGCAUGGAAUGCUAUGAUUAAAGGGUUUGGAGAGUUUGGACUGGUGGAAAAGGCAGUUGGUUUUGUGGUAGAAAUGCAGAAGAUAGGUGUUGAUCCGGAUGCUAUUACAUACUUGGAGAUCAUACCUAUGAUCUCAUCAAUUCCAUCACUGAAAACAGGGAUGGAAAUGCACGCUCAGAUUGUCAGAAGAGGUUUCCUGAAUGAAAGGGCAAUUGCUAACUCACUUAUUAGCAUGUAUGGUCGAUGUGGGAGUCUGAAGCAUUCAAUUGAAGUCUUUAGCAUGAUUGCAGACAAGGAUGUAAUCUCUUGGACGUCUAUGAUGCAGGUAUAUGCCUGGAAUGGGCAUGGUAAUGAAGUUGUUAAGCUUUAUGAGAUGAUGAAAGCAGAAACAGAGCCAAAUCACUACACUUUUCUUGCUGUACUGUCUGCAUGUAAAAACACAGGUCUUGUUGACGAAGGAAUGAAUUUGAUUAAGUGCAUGCAAGAGCAAUGUGGUCUAAAGCCAGCAAUUGAGCAUAUUUCGUGUAUUGUUGAUAUACUCUGCCGUGCUGGACGUUUGACUGAUGCAUAUCACCUCAUAAAAUACAAUAGUUCUGAACACAUCAACAAUGAAAUAUUGUGGGGGACACUGCUAAGCGCUUCCCAUUCAUGUGGAGAUUUGGUCAUUGGAGAAGCAGCAGCCAAACAUCUCUUAUCUCUUGAUCCAGAAAAUAGGGUCAACUCUAAGAUGCUUGCUGAUAUUUAUGUCUUGCUUGGGAGAAGGGAUGACGCUGACCAUCUCCUAAGGGUAUCAAUGUCAAGGGGAUUGGACUUGAGACCAGGUUGCAGCUGGACAGAAGGUGUCUAAAGCCUGCAAUACAUGUAGAAGAUCAAGUGGAGCAAUUCACACCAUGAUUCUGCUGUGCAAUACCUGCACAUACAUGAAGGUCAUCUUCAGGAGGUUGCUGUCCAAAUAUCAUCUCGCAGCUCAUGUCUUCAAAAUCUGAAGAGUAAAUAUGUAGUUGAUGCUUCCCUGAUGGAUCAGAGCAGAGGAAUCUUACUAGGAGACAUGUAGACAUUCAUGCCAAGGGAAUCUUGGAUGAACUUCUCACAUGGAAUCUUGCAAAGCUAUCUUCACCAGAACCAAAUAAUGAAUUCUUCUUGUGAAGAUGCCUUAAUCAGGUAUCAGGCAGCUACUCCUUUCUGACCUGAAGUAACACAAGGAGGAACUGUGCAUAUACCU
Molecule: messenger RNA, 2517 nt
Organism: Oryza brachyantha (malo sina)
Lineage: Eukaryota; Viridiplantae; Streptophyta; Magnoliopsida; Poales; Poaceae
Product: pentatricopeptide repeat-containing protein At4g33990-like
Exons: 5
Coding region: 118-2142 (674 amino acids)
Biological process (GO): RNA modification
Molecular function (GO): RNA binding; protein binding
Source: RefSeq, a predicted model, not a curated record